GGAGGAAGCGUAACUUUCAGAGAAGCUAACACGCUUUGAGAAAGAGGGGGAUAAACCAGACGACAAAGCGCUGGAAGGAUUCCUCUAAGUAUUUGGGGCACAGUCACUUCUGUGUCACGUCAGUGAUGUCAAAAGUGGGAACCUUGUGCUUGCCACUAUUCCAGUCGGUGCUUUCAGACCUGUCCUGUGAAGAAAAUAAAAUAUGCAUAAAUUAUAAUGACCAGCAUCCUAACGAAUGGUAUAUCUGGGUCUUGCUGACGGUCUUCCUGGUAGUUCUUGUCUGUGGAACUGCACUCCUCUGCCUCCAGUGUUGCCUGGAAAGAUCCCAAGUGGUGUCUCCGAGACACACUGUGGCUGUUUUUGCAGUGGGAGAUGUAGAGCCUGCUUAUGGGACAGAAGCAACUCUGAGUCCAACUAUCGGAAAUCACAUUCAGCCUCAAAACCCCCAACUGUAUCCAGUUCCGUGUUUUGGAGCCCUAGGUCCCCCACCUCCAUAUGAAGAAAACAUAAAAACAAGCAGACUCUAAAUCUGGAUCAUCAAUGGACAGAUUAGAGAUACUUCAAAUUCCAAAACCUUAAUGUAAGCUCAAGACUUUCAUUUAGUGUAAAUUCCCAGAGAGCAAUUGAUAUGUUGAAUUUUAUAAAAGGAUACUAAAACAAAAAGGUGAAGUAGGGGGCAAAAUUAGUGCAGAGAUGGUUUCUAUAGUGAAUGAAUGGACUCUUGACAUACUAAUUUGUAUUGUGUUGUAACUUUUAGGCCACACAAAUAAGUUAAUGUUUCUUCACUGAUACCCAGAUAUGGAAUAAUUAGGUGCAUGAAGGAGUUUCACUUAUUAAAUUUAGGAUCCCAAUCCAGUACAUAUCAUAGUUCUCUGCCUUAAUAUGUUCAUUUAAUAUAGUCUCUAUCAUGGAGCCAAUAAAAUAUAUUAUAAUUUA
Molecule: messenger RNA, 936 nt
Organism: Echinops telfairi (small Madagascar hedgehog)
Lineage: Eukaryota; Metazoa; Chordata; Mammalia; Afrosoricida; Tenrecidae
Gene: TMEM207
Product: transmembrane protein 207
Exons: 5
Coding region: 126-527 (133 amino acids)
Source: RefSeq, a predicted model, not a curated record